This is a messenger RNA of Danaus plexippus (monarch butterfly), 2704 nucleotides long. Its product is annotated as adipocyte plasma membrane-associated protein Hemomucin-like. Gene Ontology annotation, molecular function: strictosidine synthase activity. Gene Ontology annotation, biological process: biosynthetic process. The record is from RefSeq and is a predicted model, not a curated record. Bases 81 to 2249 code for a protein of 722 amino acids. NCBI's taxonomy places the organism in Eukaryota, Metazoa, Arthropoda, Insecta, Lepidoptera, Nymphalidae. The transcript has 6 exons.
ACUUACAGUUAAUUGAAGUAGUUUUUUUUUGUUCUAAGUUCAAUGUGCAUUAAUACUUGAACUUUCAUUGAAGCGUCACUAUGGGGCUUAUCAUUGGAAUGUUUAAGCUUAUAUUACGAAUAAUAUUAGUGUUAUCGGCUAUAGCAGCCUUUAUCCUUCUCAUUCCUAAUCUACCGCCUUAUACAAAGUUUACAAGCAUAAAGGUAGAACCGACACUAGAGAGGAGUGGAAGUUUAGCGUAUAACAACAUUUUAAAUCAAGCAGCACAAUUAUACAAGGAUAAGUUAUUAGGACCAGAAUGUUUCCAAGUAUGGAACGACGAGCUUUACACAAGUCUCGCGACCGGCGAAAUAGUCAAGCUAUCACGUGGACGCCACGUAACAUUUGUUACCAAAAUCGGACAUCCUUGCACUGGACUCACCCAAGAGCACAUUUGCGGACGACCACUCGGUUUUGUGAUUGACGAAAACAAAAAAAAUUUGAUUGUUGCCGAUUCAUAUUAUGGUAUAUGGAAGGUCAAUUUGGAAUCUGAUAAGAAACAACUUUUGGUAUCACCGCAUGUGGCCAUCGACGGAACAGUUCCAAUGUUAUUUAACUCAGUUGCGUUGGCCAGCAACGGAGAUAUAUACUGGACUCACUCAAGUUCAGAUUUUCAUUUAAAGGAUGGAAUGUUUGCGAUAUUUUCCGAUCCGUCUGGAAGGUUACUUCAUUACAAUCCUACUAAAAACGAGAGCAAAGUUCUGCUAGACGAUUUAUGGUUUGCCAAUGGACUUGCUAUAUCGCCGGAUAACCAAUUCGUUGUUGUAGCAGAAACAAGUAGAUACAAACUAACUAAAUACUACAUUAGCGGACCAAAGAAGGGGAAAUCUGAAGCCUUUAUUGCUGGUUUACCAGGUAUACCGGACACAGUACGUCCAUUGCCCGAUGGUUCAGGGAUACUCGUCUCUUUAUACAACGUGUUCGAUGAUGAAAAUCCCUUGAUCAUUAAAUCUUUGGCCGAGACCCCGCUUGCGAGGAAAUUUAUAGCUCGACUGCUCCGUCUAAUAGAAAUACCUUUCGAAUUCCUCCAAAAUCAUUUCGACAACCACGUCUUUGAGAGCAUUGUAUAUUACAUCGGCCAUUUUAGUAGCGCAUCAGCGUUUAGUACCGGCCUAUCAGGUCUAGUUCAGAUUGAUUGGAAUGGUAACAUCGUUGCCUCGUAUUACAACACGGAUGGCAGUGUGAAACACAUUAGUGAUGCUAUUGUUUUUAACGAUCAAUUAUUAACUGGAAGUCCACAUAAUCAAAAUUUCGUCGCCGCCGUGCCAGCUCCCCCGUUGCUGAAGAAAGCUUUCGCUAAACCUGUCAAAGAAACGGCUAAAAUAAAAACUGAACAAAAUAAUAAACCUAAAGUCAAGGAACCAGAACGAGCUCCCAAAACUACACCAAAACCAGUGGAACAAACUAAAGCUCAGGUCAAUGAGCCUAAGGUUCCUACAACUACACCCAGACCAGCUGAAAAAGAAAAACCUAAGGUCAAUGAACCCAAACAAGAGACUAGAGCUGCACCGAAACCAGCAGAGAAACCAGUGGAAAAAGUUAAACCCAAGGUUGUUGAACCCAAAGAAGCUCCUAAAACGGCACCAAAACCAGCAGAAAAACCGCAACCAGCACAAGCAACUAGACCAGUUGAAACUAAACAAGCGUCACAAACUAAACCGACUCCAGCGAAAACACAACAAGUCAAACAAGAUAAAGUGCCUGAACCCAAAGCAGAAGCAAAAGUCCCCAAGCAGGAAAAAGACUCAAAAGCGGAUGUCAAACCAAAAGUGUCUAAAGACGUAAAGGUAGAAACACCAAAACCAAAGGUAGAACCGAAAGUGGCCGAACCGAAACCGAAAGUUCAACCCAAAGAGGAAGCAGUUAAACCGAAACCGACAGAGAAACCUAAAGUUAAACAACAGGAACCGGAAGUCAAACCGAAAACAGCGCCGAAAGUUGAAACGAAACCAGUCGUGAAGGACGAAAAAAAAGAUGGACCGAAAGCAGCUAAAGUAAAUGACAAGGAAACGAAAUCCCCCAAAAAGACUGAAGAAUCCAAAACCAAACCUUCAGAAGCCAAACAAGCUAAACCGAAACAAAGAGAAGUGCCACAAGGCAUUAAACCGAUCGAAGAAGAAAUACUAUCAGACACGGUAAAGCCGAGCAAAGAGAAACUUAAAGUUAUAAAGAAAACGGGACCACAGGAAAUACCAAACCCGAAUUUGUAGAAAUAUGUAACAAACACACACACACACAUAUAUAUUAAUGAAGAAACAAAGUAGGUUAUAUUGGGUUAUCAACUCGGUUAGUGGUUGUUAUUUUUCAUCGUCAAAUUUAAGUCUUUGAUAAUUAUCAUUCCUUAACAUAUCUACGCAUUCCAUGAGGGACUAAUUUUGUCAUUUCCUUCCUUAUAAAAAUUUUAAAUAUGUAAGCUUAUUUAUUUUUCGUAUAUAUAAAGAUCUCUCUCACAUUCAAGUAACUUUGUUACCAACACGUGCAAUUCAACAACGUAAAAUCUCACAUAGGAUAUAAAUAUUUUUGUAAAAGUUUUUUUUUUUUUUUUCAAAAUAACACAAAAAGUAUAUUUUUACACUUUAAAAUGGUAAUUUUAUUUUAUUAUAUAAGACGUGAGUCUUUAAACUAGCAAUAAUGUAAAAGUUAAUAAAAAUUUUAUAUUUAUUUA